CUCCCCAUUGCUGACGAAUAUAUAAAAACCAUGUCAGAUACCUUGAUAGAAUCUUCUUCAACAAAGGCUCUCGGACGAUCGGAUAUCGAUAUUGACGCACUUCCUUAUGUUGACCGUGAAAUCGAUGAUGCAGAUAUGAAGGCUUCAGUAGAUCGACUUAUUGAACAAGAAAUGCGACGUAUGAAACGAAAAGAACGAUCCGAACUACCAUUAUCCGUUGAUCUUUUCCAAAAUAAUGAUAUAUUAUCACAGGAAUGGCAUCGUGUUGGGAAGAAGGAAAAUUUGGUAGCAUUAGACGAAACACGAUAUGAGCUCCAAGGACCUGAUUCGGAUGAUGUAGAAGCAUGGAAAAAAGCAGUUGAUAACACUAAAGCACAAUUAGAAUCUCAAGCUGGAAGUAUGUUUAAUUUGGAAUUACUUCAAAAAUAUGGUGCCAAUGCCUGGCGUGUACAUAACUACCAAUUGGAAGCUGAUUUAAAACAAAUUCAACAAGAAACCGAAGACUAUCGUAAUCAAAUCAAUCAAAUCAAUAGAGAACGAAAAGCUGACCAGAUGAAAGCUGCAGAAACGUUACAAGCAUUGGAAAACAAAUGGUCGGAUCUGAUUAGUCAAAAUCUUCAAGUGGAAAUUGGAUGUGCUGCCUUGGAAAGCGAAGUGGAGGAAUUACGACAAUAUAGACAAAAGAUGGGAACUCAAUGAAUACAUCAAACAACAUUAUGCUUUUUUGGUCCCCCUUUUUUUUUUGUGCUAGUUAGUUUGUAUAGUUAGUUAGAUGAUUUAUCUUAUACUCCCUCUUUUUUUGUUGCUUUUCCUUCUUUUUAUAUGAAGUCUAUUGUUGUAAAUAAAAAAAAAUACAUGGUUUUAUUCCUUUUC
This is a messenger RNA of Halteromyces radiatus, 873 nucleotides long. Its product is annotated as Pre-mRNA-splicing factor SPF27. The coding region runs from base 31 to 699 and encodes 222 amino acids. The transcript is spliced from 5 exons. Gene Ontology annotation, biological process: mRNA processing. NCBI's taxonomy places the organism in Eukaryota, Fungi, Mucoromycota, Mucoromycetes, Mucorales, Cunninghamellaceae. Gene Ontology annotation, cellular component: Prp19 complex; precatalytic spliceosome; catalytic step 2 spliceosome. The record is from RefSeq and is a predicted model, not a curated record.